CUUCCGGGUAAACAACGUGAGUGCAGAAUGUCCACAUGUCUUUAAAACAUGAGCCUAUUCUCACAGUACUGCUGGAUUUAACUCACCACAGCGGCGUAGCACGUUAUAGCGAUACUGUGUGGAGACUUUAGGAGCCAGUAGGUGUUCACUAUGGGUCACACCAGCCUGGAGAAGAUCAUUGCACUGCAGAAAAAUCCUGCAAACAUCAGGAACCUGUGCAUCCUGGCACAUGUUGACCAUGGCAAAACGACUCUCGCCGACUGCUUAGUGGCGAGUAAUGGAAUCAUAUCAAGUCGACUGGCUGGGAAGCUGAGAUAUCUGGACAGCAGGGAGGAUGAACAGAUCAGAGGAAUCACCAUGAAGUCCAGCGCCAUCUCUCUGCAUUACAGAAACGGAGAUCAGGACUACUUACUGAAUCUGAUCGACUCUCCCGGUCACGUCGACUUCUCCUCAGAAGUCUCCACCGCUGUCAGGCUGUGUGACGGCGCCAUCGUGGUUGUUGAUGCCGUGGAGGGAGUCUGUCCACAGACUCAGGUUGUGCUGCGUCAAGCAUGGCUGGAGAACAUCAGGCCCGUUCUGGUCAUCAAUAAGAUCGAUCGACUCAUCGUGGAGCUGAAACUCACCUCUCAGGAAGCUUACGUCCACCUGCAGAAGAUCCUGGAACAGGUGAACGCGGUGACGGGGUCUUUGUUCACAUCCAGAGUGCUGGAGGAGCGAGCAGAGAAAGACAAGAAGGAGCAGGAGGAGGAGGAUGAGAAAGAGAGUGAGACACCGAGUGGAGAUCAGGUUUAUGACUGGAGCGCUGGGCUGGAGGACGCUGAUGACUCCCAACUCUACUUUUCUCCUAACCAAGGAAACGUGGUGUUUGCCAGCGCCAUAGACGGAUGGGGUUUCAGCAUCCAGCAGUUUGCCCACAUCUACAGCCAGAGGAUGGGCAUUAAGGCCGAGGUGCUGCUCAAAACCCUGUGGGGAGAUUUCUACCUCAAUGCAAAAGCAAAGAAAAUCAUGAAAGGAGCUCAGGCCAAAGGGAAGAAGCAGCUGUUUGUGCAGCUCGUGCUGGAUAACAUUUGGAGUUUAUAUGAUGCUGUGGUCAUCAGGAGAGACAAAGAGAAGGUGGAGAAGAUGAUGACAUCACUCGGGGUCAAGGUGAUGGCCAGGGACUCUCGUCACUCCGACCCCAAAGUCCUCCUCUCUGCCAUCUGCAGCCAGUGGUUACCGGUGUCCCAGGCUGUCCUCUCGAUGGUGUGUGAGAAACUUCCCAGUCCGUUAGACGUGGCGGCAGAGAGGGUGGAGAAACUGAUGAGUGUCGGAGCGCGACGAUUCGACUCGUUGCCUGAACAGACGCAAGAGCUGAAAAGAGCGUUCCUCCAGUGUUCGAGUGGGGAGAAUGAUCCGCUCAUCAUCUUUGUCUCCAAGAUGUUUGCCGUGGACACCAAGGCCUUGCCUCAGAACAGACAGAGGCCGUUGACCCAGGAGGAGAUUUCCCAGCGCAGGGAGCUGGCUAGACAGAGACAUGCUGACAGGAUGGCAGCUGAUCAGACAGCAGCAGAGAACCACAAAGACCUCACCAACUCAGGGUCGACGCCACAGGACGGCCAACCUGCAGGAAUUGGCACAGCUAAGAUGGAGAGUCUGACACUGAGAGACUCAAAGCCAGGCGAGGAAGAGGAUCAGCAGACCUUCAUAGCGUUCGCGCGGGUCUACAGCGGGGUGGUCAAGAAGGGACAGAGAGUGUUUGUACUGGGACCAAAGUAUGACCCCGCCCACGGCCUGAACAUGCUGCCAGAGGGUUGCAGUGCUUCAGACCGUGUACCAGAGGUGCCACAUUUGUCCUGUUGUUCCAUGGAAAACCUCUACCUGCUGAUGGGCAGAGAGCUGGAGGAGCUGGAGGAGGUGCCCGUAGGAAAUGUCCUGGGUAUUGGGGGUCUGGAGGAGUGCAUCUUGAAGUCGGCCACCCUGUCGACCUCCCCCGCCUGCCCGCCCUUCAUCCCGCUCAACUUUGAGGCCACGCCCAUUGUACGGGUUGCCAUAGAACCCAAACAUCCAAGUGAGAUGCCGAAGCUGGUCCAUGGGAUGCGUCUGUUGAACCAGGCGGAUCCCUGUGCUGAGGUUCUGAUCCAGGAAACAGGAGAACACGUUCUGGUCACCGCUGGUGAGGUCCAUCUCCAACGCUGCCUGGACGACCUCAGAGACCGGUUUGCUAAAAUUGAGAUCAGCGCGUCCAAGCCCAUCAUCCCAUUCAGAGAGACGGUGAUACGUCCUCCAAAAGUGGACAUGGUGAACGAAGACCUGGGCAAGCAGCACAAAGUAGCCAUCAUUCACCAGGUGAAAGAAGAGGCCUCUCAGGGACGUUCGUCUGACACUCUACAUGUCGACCCCGGCGGUCUGGUCACCCUCACCACCCCCAACAGACUGGCCACUGUCAGCGUCCGGGCGAUCCCCCUGCCACAGGAGGUGACCAGUCUGUUGGAGAGUAGCACGGAGCUGAUUCGGACUCUGGAGCAGAUAAACAUGUCCCUGAGGGAGGGGAAGAGUCUGGAUGUCAGCCCCAGGACCCUGGAGGCCAUCACCGGACUCAAAGCCCAGCUGGAGAGCCUGCUGCAGGGGAGGAAGUGGAGGAAUGCCGUGGAGCAUAUCUGGGCCUUUGGGCCUCGCAGAUAUGGUCCCAACAUCCUGUUGAACAGUGUGGAGGGCUACCAGCGGCUCUCGGUGUGGCAUUGUCUGAGCAGGGGGGACAAAGCCGUCGAGGCCGGAGCUCAGGCCUCCGUUAUACGAGACUUGGAUAACAGCGUCAUCAGCGGCUUCCAGCUAGCGACUCUGUCGGGGCCCAUGUGUGAGGAGCCCCUGAUGGGAGUUUGCUUCUCUGUGGAGAAGUGGGACUUCCAGUCUUCAGCCCUGCCACCACAACAUCAGGGCUCCUUGGAGGAGGAGGACUCCGUAUCCCAUCAGGCUUCAGCAGACAGCAAAGUGGAAGGAAGCAAUGAGACGUAUGUACCCAGCCAGGCCAGACGCAGGCCGGAGGCGGCCUCUGCAGGCUGCUACGGGCCCGUCUCCGGCCAGCUCAUCGCUGCCAUGAAGGAGGCCUGCCGCCACGCCUUCCAGGUUCAGCCCCAGAGACUCAUGGCUGCCAUGUAUACCUGUGAGAUCAUGGCCACGGCUGAGGUGUUGGGCCGAGUGUACGGUGUACUGGGGAAGCGAGAGGGUCGCGUCCUCCAAGAAGAGAUGAAGGAAGGGACGGACAUGUUCAUCAUCAAGGCCGUUCUGCCCGUGGCCGAGAGCUUCGGAUUUGCAGACGAGAUCCGCAAGAGGACCAGCGGCUUGGCCAGUCCACAGCUGGUCUUCAGCCACUGGGAGGUGAUCAGCAGCGACCCAUACUGGGUUCCCACCACCGAGGAAGAAUACCUGCACUUCGGGGAGAAAGCAGACUCUGCAAACCUGUCCCUCAAAUACAUGAACGCUGUCCGCCGCCGCAAAGGCCUCUACGUGGAGGAGAAGAUAGUGGAGCACGCAGAGAAGCAGAGAACACUCAGCAAGAACAAGUAGAGAAGAAAACACACACACACACACACACACAGAAGAUACCUCCGGUAGCAGCUGCUCCUCCAGUCUGGCUGUGACACACUGGUGACGUCCAUCCAUCCAUCCCGGUCUGCAGAUACAUACUGUACACCGUGGAGUCACUCUAUUCUCAAAGAUACCUCCGUCACAGCAGCAGUGGAACCACUCGUACUGUUCAUUCAACAGUUUACACCAUUUACAAUACACAUGUUUGGUCAUGAUUAAUUGGAGUGAAUGAUACAUAUUGAGGAUAAAAUAUGUAUCCCAAAGUCUGUUGUGUUUUUUAGGAAUCAUUUGUCUUUAAGGCUAAUAUGUUCAUGCAGAAAUAGAGCAUGGGCAGUAAAUACUGGCCAAUCAAAUGGCCCCAUUGGAUUGUAAAUGAUAAGUUAAAUAAACAAAUGUGUGGAUAUGGA
This is a messenger RNA of Sebastes umbrosus (honeycomb rockfish), 3971 nucleotides long. RefSeq names its product elongation factor like GTPase 1 (gene efl1). The record is from RefSeq and is a predicted model, not a curated record. NCBI's taxonomy places the organism in Eukaryota, Metazoa, Chordata, Actinopteri, Perciformes, Sebastidae. The transcript has 23 exons. Gene Ontology annotation, molecular function: GTP binding; ribosome binding; GTPase activity. Gene Ontology annotation, cellular component: cytosol; ribonucleoprotein complex. Gene Ontology annotation, biological process: cytosolic ribosome assembly. The coding region runs from base 151 to 3543 and encodes 1130 amino acids.